UCGUCCAAAAUGUCAAGAAAGGCCCCCCUCUUCGUUGACGCAUCCGACCUCACAAUUUCAUCUCGUCCUACCGAGACACGACGGAUCAUCAGAAGCGAAUCGCCACUGAAUACAACACCAGAAACACUCGCCUCCGUGCGAAAAUCGCCACCAUGUAUCAGGCGCAAAACGUUUACUUUAUUUGCGGCUUCGCCGCCAUUGGCGGUGGUCUCUUCGGCUUCGAUAUCAGCUCAAUGAGUGGUGUCCUUGGAACCGAGGCCUACAAGCGCUACUUCAACAACCCUGUAUCGUAUGCUCAGGGCGGUAUCACAGCUUCCAUGCCGGCCGGCUCCCUCGCCGGAUCUCUCGUCUCGUCCUUCAUCGCGGACAAGUACUCCCGCAAGGUCGCCCUCCAGUUCUCCUGCAUCCUCUGGAUCAUCGGCGCCAUCCUGCAAUGCGCCGCCGUCAACGUCGGCAUGCUUUGCGUCGGUCGUGUCGUCGCCGGCAUGUGUGUCGGUAUUGCCUCGUCCAUCGUCCCCGUCUACCAGUCAGAGAUUGCCCCCAAGGAGAUCCGUGGUCGCGUUGUAUCGCUCCAGCAGUGGGCCAUUACCUGGGGUAUCCUGAUCCAGUACUUCAUCCAGUACGGUGCCGCCCAAGGCGUUGGAGGCGGUCCUACCGACCCCAACCAGCCGACUGCUGCUUUCCGCAUUCCCUGGGGUGUGCAAAUGGUCCCCGCUGUCAUCCUCUUUUUCGGUCUUUUCUUCUUCCCCUAUAGCCCGCGUUGGCUCGCCAGCAAGGACCGCUGGGACGAGGCCAUGCAGGUUCUUGCUCACCUCCACGGCAACGGCGACGUCAACCACCCCAAGGUCCUGGCCCAGUACCAGGAGAUUGAGGAGGCCCUUCGCUUCGAGCGCGAGGAGAACAUCAGCUCUUUCAAGGGUCUUGUUGCCCCCCGCAUGUACAAGCGCGUUCUGCUUGGCAUGAGCAUCCAGAUGUGGUCCCAAUUGUGCGGCAUGAACAUCAUGAUGUACUACAUCGUCUACAUCAUGCAGGGAGCCGGUAUCGGCAACCCGCUCUUGACUGCUUCUAUUCAGUACAUCAUCAACGUCUUGAUGACCCUGCCUGCCAUUAUCUUUAUUGACAAGCUCGGCCGUCGCCCUUUGCUUGUCGGCGGAUCCUUCAUGAUGAUGACUUGGCUGUUCAUUUCCGGCGCACUUCAGCAGUACUACGGCCAGCCCAACACUCCCGAGACGCAGACCUCCGAGAAUGAGACCGUCUCCUGGAUCGUCAAGGACAAUUACUCCGUUUCCGCCGCCAUUGUCUCUUGCUCCUACUUGUUCGUCGCAACCUUUGCCACCACAUGGGGUCCUGUUUCUUGGACGUACCCUGCCGAGAUCUUCCCCAGCAAGAUCCGUGCUAAGGCCGUCUCCCUGGCUACUAGCACCAACUGGUUCUGGAACAUGGUUUUGGCCUUUGCCGUUCCUCCUCUGCUGUGGAACAUCAACUUCAAGAUGUACUACAUCUUCGCCACCUUCAAUGCCCUCGCCUUCCUCCACACCGCCUUCUUUGCUCCCGAGACCAAGGGCUUCACUCUCGAGGAGAUGGACGACGUCUUCAACUCCGGCCUUCCCGCCUGGAAGAGCCACCAGGUCAAGUCGCGUCUCGACGACCUCGAGAACGAGAUUGCCGCCGGAAACGUCAAGGUUGGCCGUCCCAACAACAACACCGAGACUCAGCAGGUUGCUGCCGAGCCCGAGAAGUCCGCGCUCUAAGCCAGACAUCUUCAUUGACCUAUAUACUGUAAUAUCAGCGUGAGAGAUGGGUAGCAGGAAGUAUUUGUAAUGAAUGGAAUGGGCCGUUUGGGAGGAGGGUGUCAAAGAAUUUCAUGAGCGGAUGGAUGAAUAUGCGGAAGAUACCAGAAACCGUCCGUGUGCUCAAAAACGUUGACUUUGAGUCUCACUCGCUUUGGAAAGUUGGGCAGUAUCAUUUUUUUAUUAAUCACAACAGCUGCCGCGACAUCAGCCUCGGUUGUGCCGUUUGCGCAGGAAUAGCAAAAAAUUAUUUUUCGAACCAAUUUUCUGGGCCUGAAUAUUAGCAACGUGCCUUCUUUCGUUGUUUCAUGGUUUGGAGUGCUGCAAUCAGCACUGAGUCUUCCCGAGCUCCUCUUCCACAUCCUCUUGAAGCUUGGGCAUCGACUCCGCUGCGCGGUGCAAGCAUGUUAAGAUUAGCCGAUGGGAAAUCAUGCGGCGACGUGGACAACAAAAAGACCUAUCGCUUUACCAUCCCUAUCCCUAUUCCAGCUGAUCUAUCCACUGUAGCAUUCCGAGCCCUCCACAGCCCUGAUUCACAUCACUCG
Molecule: messenger RNA, 2335 nt
Organism: Colletotrichum destructivum
Lineage: Eukaryota; Fungi; Ascomycota; Sordariomycetes; Glomerellales; Glomerellaceae
Product: Putative major facilitator, sugar transporter, major facilitator superfamily
Exons: 5
Coding region: 153-1751 (532 amino acids)
Biological process (GO): transmembrane transport; carbohydrate transport
Cellular component (GO): membrane
Molecular function (GO): carbohydrate:proton symporter activity
Source: RefSeq, a predicted model, not a curated record